Molecule: messenger RNA, 1465 nt
Organism: Chenopodium quinoa (quinoa)
Lineage: Eukaryota; Viridiplantae; Streptophyta; Magnoliopsida; Caryophyllales; Amaranthaceae
Product: Golgi to ER traffic protein 4 homolog
Exons: 12
Coding region: 251-1219 (322 amino acids)
Biological process (GO): protein insertion into ER membrane
Cellular component (GO): cytosol
Molecular function (GO): protein binding
Source: RefSeq, a predicted model, not a curated record
AACUUGAUUAGAUCUAGAAAAACAUUGGUCGGUCCAAUCAAGAAGACCUGGGCCUAAAUCACUUCCCUGCUUUCCUAUUCCGAACUGAAAUCAAAAUUAGCUGUUGGCAAAGAUAUUACAGAAUUACUUUCCAUAAAAAUUGAAGCAGAUCAAUAUUUAAUUUCUCUUCAAUUCAAUUCAUUAUUACAAAUUUACAAUUACCCAAUUAAUAUAAUUCCUCAAAUCAAAAUUUACCCGUUAUACGAAGAACAUGUCUCGACCCAGAAAAGCUUCUCUGCCUCCUGCUCUUCAGAGUAUUGAGAAGUUGCAGAAAGUUAUUGAUGGAGGGAAUUUUUAUGGAGCUCAGCAGAUGUACAAGUCUACUAGUGCUAGAUACAUAGCUGCUGAGAGGUACUAUGAAGCAUUGGAUAUCCUUGAGUCAGGUGCCUGUCUCCAAUUGAAACAUGAUCAGGUUACUUGUGGUGCUGAGCUGGCAUUGUUGUUCGUAGAGACACUUGUGAAAGGAAAAUUUCCUUACAAUGACGACCUGCUUGACCGUCUCAGGAAAAUCUACGAGGCAUUUCCUCGAAAUGCUGUACCGGACCAUGUUGGAGAUGAUGAUGACAUGCAAAAGCUUUCCGAAGCUUUGGGAGCAGCUAAAAUACGUGUGGAGGCAUGCGCUUCUUUUCUGAGGGCUGCUAUCAGGUGGUCUAUUGAACUUGGACCUGACAGAAAUGGUUCUCGGGAGCUACAUACUAUGCUUGCAGAGUACAUAUAUUCCGAGACACCUGAGGUGGACAUGGCCAAAGUAUCAUUCCAUUUUGUUCGUGGGAAUAGUCCAAAGAAAUUUGCUGAUACACUCGUAGAUUUCAUGGAGAAGUGUUACCCAGGAGAAGAUGAUUUGGCCAUUGCUCGUGCUGUUCUUAUGUAUCUAGCUCUAGGUAAUAUGAGAGAUGCAAACUAUGUUCUGAAUGAGGUCAAGAAGCAGGCAGAAUCUAAAGAAUUAGAUUUUCCAGACUCGGAUCUUAUGCAAUUUAUCAAUUAUCUCUUGCAAACGUUGGAAAGGGAUGCUUUGCCUCUAUUUAGAAUGUUGAGGCAGAGUUACAAGUCUAGCAUUGAUAUAGAUCCUGCAUUUAAUGAGUUCCUAGAUGAGAUAGCGGAGAAGUUUUAUGGAGUACGACGCAAAAAUCCCAUGCAAGGGAUGUUCGGGGAUAUCUUCAAGAUGAUGGGAGAUAUGUGACAUUAUUGAUUGAUCAGGCUGUAAUGCUGAUCGUGUUGUUUAUUGUAUCAUUAGAAUCAUAGGUGGCUGCUCGAAAAAUUAUGACAUUAUUUUGUAUCAAUAACAAUCUCUUUCAAAGUAACAGCUAGUCAUUCAAUAUGUUAUUAUAAAAUUUUGUUGGUACAAUUUCUGGUAUUUUGUUUUCUGUUAUUAACCAAUAAUCUGUGUUCAACUUCCUUUGCAUAGUAAAAAUUUUAUUUUAUUUUU